CGUCCUUCCGGGGCCCGUCCCUUUCUAUCAAUUGCGCUUCUGGUUUCGACUCCACUCAUACACGCUACACUCUCCACUCUCCACUCUCCACUCAACUCCACUCAAAAAAUCAAAAAAUUCCAAAUAUGGCACCCUCAUUAGAAGAUGUUGCAAGUCUCAAGGACUUGGUCAAAAAGCUGCAGGAACGGAUAGAAAAACUCGAACUAAGCAUCACUGGGGAUCCCGGCAGCGGGGCGGAUGCUCCAGUCGAUUCACUUAGGAUGAUUCUUAUGGGGCCUCCCGGUGCUGGCAAGGGCACACAGGCUCCAAAGAUCAAAGAGAAAUUUUGUAUCUGCCACCUGGCAUGUUUUCUCUUGCGAUGCAAAUAUUCUGAGGGCUAUUAUCAAUACUAA
Molecule: messenger RNA, 392 nt
Organism: Tuber melanosporum (Perigord truffle)
Lineage: Eukaryota; Fungi; Ascomycota; Pezizomycetes; Pezizales; Tuberaceae
Exons: 2
Coding region: 126-392 (88 amino acids)
Source: RefSeq, a predicted model, not a curated record